Thamnophis elegans (Western terrestrial garter snake) is the source of this 7999-nucleotide messenger RNA. RefSeq names its product tripartite motif containing 71 (gene TRIM71). NCBI's taxonomy places the organism in Eukaryota, Metazoa, Chordata, Lepidosauria, Squamata, Natricidae. The record is from RefSeq and is a predicted model, not a curated record. Bases 1617 to 4283 code for a protein of 888 amino acids. Gene Ontology annotation, molecular function: zinc ion binding; ubiquitin protein ligase activity; protein binding. Gene Ontology annotation, biological process: proteasome-mediated ubiquitin-dependent protein catabolic process; protein polyubiquitination. The transcript has 4 exons.
GUUCGCUCCUUUGGAGAUUAAAAGGAUUCCGAGCUCCAUCGGUUUCAAUAACAGGCGUUCCGAAAGAGGUCGACCAGGAAUGCGAGCAUCUCGGCGCCCUGCAAAAAUCCGGCUCACCUAAAUCGCGGGUCGGGGAGGGGGGAGGGGAACGUAGGGGGAGCGAAACCACCCAUUCACCGGCACGAUGGCUACAGCGGAAUCGGAUGGGAUCUCCACGCUCUUGCCACUACUGUUGUUAAUUUAACCCCUCGGUCGGCGGGCGCUCCCACCUCCCCCCAUAGAUUUUCUUGAUAACCACGUUGGGGAUUUUUUCAUCUUCGGAGGGCAAAAUAAAGAAUUCGUUUUCAAUUAUUUUUGGAAGACCACGCGAAGAAUUGAAAUGACAAAGGAAAUGUGAUCGCAGUGCUUAGGGAGCGAGGCGCAAAAGAAGGCUGCUGCCGGAUUGCAGCCUGGGGAAAGCGCUACACCGCUGUUGCAAUUUGUGCAAUCGAACCUAAUACGCCCCCCCAUGAAUAAUUCAGGAAGGCCGGCCGGAACCUGCCGCCGCCGUCCUUUUCUCAGGCGGCUCCUUUUGCCGGUUUAAACGCGUGUGCGGCCAAGCUACAGGAAAGAGUGAGACCGCGUGCGUGUCGCUGCCGCCCUUGGGCAGCAGCAAAAAAGGAGCAAAUUCGGGAAACCCCCAGAAAGAAUAAAGGACCUGAUCGAUGCGCUCACUCGGCUUCCCGGGGGAUCCGCUUGGAGACCUGGAAAAGGCGUGGACCCGUGAGGAAGACGAUCUCUGGAGAGUAAGAACGCGUGCUCGUUCAUUCAUUCACACGCACCACCCACCCACCCACUCUUUCUUUCGGAAGCCUGCCUGCCCAGAAAGCUACACCGGAGGAAUCGCCAUCUCUGCUUCUCGUUUUCAAGACAUGCGGUGGUGGAGCCCUCAGGGGUGGAUCGGUGCCGGAAGAGUCUUCCGGGACAACUUUCGUGUCUCCCGAAACCUCCCGGAGUCCCCAAGAAAGGAGAAGUGAAGCAAGUGGUCCCGCUGUUCCUUCACCUCUCUCUCCUUCACCAACCGAGCCCUUUUCUCAUUCCCUCGCCAUCAACCCGCCUCUUCUGAUACACCAACUAAAGAGAAGAUUUCGCCCCCCUCCUCCUUCAGUUUUUCCCCUAGAAGGAAGCGAACGGCAGCCGCGCGACCGGAUCCAGUUCACGCUGGAUUUUUAAGGAGUAGGGCCCGAUGCACUUUUCUAUUAAAGAAACCCUCAUUCUUUCGCCUCGUAGUCCGAGAAACGCUGAGGCGGCAGAGAAGGAAGAAGGCGCUGUCCCAGGUGGGAAGCUUUAAACGCAGAGCGAGGGAGGGGGCAAAUCAGAGGAGCGUCUUCCUCCUGACGCUACUUAAGGAAGGAGAAGACGAGAGGAACGCCGGCUGAAGCUGCUCCCGUCUCGCCUAGCCCGCGAAGAGUGGUUUGGAGUAGCAGGAGUCGUCGCAGCGCCCCCACACAGCGACUAAUUGAUGCCACCCACCAGGGCUUGCAACGCGGGUCGUCGUCGCUCGCUUCGGUUCAUGCUGCUACUGCUGCCGCCUCCUUACUAGCCGCACUCUCUUGCGCUUCCCCCUCCCCCUCCCAAUGGCUUCGUUCCCCGAGUCAGAUUUCCAGAUUUGUCCACUGUGUAAGGAGAUGUGCGGCUCGCCGGCUCUUGUCUCCUCUAAUUCGUCCACUUCGUCUUCUUCUUCUCAGACUUCAAACUCUUCCGGGGGCGGCGGCGGCGGGGGGGUGUCUUCAUCCUGCACCCCGUCGAGGCGGCUCCACGUCUUGCCCUGCCUGCACGCUUUCUGCCGCCAGUGCCUGGAAGCGCAGCGCCACCCAACCGCGGGUGACUCUCUAAAGCUGCGCUGCCCCAUCUGCGACCAGAAGGUGGUGAUCUCGGAGCCGUCGGGCAUGGACGCGCUGCCCUCCUCCAACUUUCUCCUCAGCAACCUGCUCGACGUGGUCGUGGUGGCCGCCGCCGCUGCCGAAGAUCAGAAGAACAACGGUCGUCCGGGCGGCGGCGGCCAAGGAGGCGGCGGCGGAGCGGCGAGCAACAGCAAUACUAACAACCGGCACCCUCAUUCCCGCCAGCAGCCUGUUCAACAGCAACAGCAGCACCGCACCGCUGCGGGUGGUUCUUCCCCGGGCUCUGCCGCCGGCUCGGCGCCGUCCGGGGGAGGCGGUGGCUCCGCGUUGCUGCUUAGGAGGCCCCACAGCCGACAGGGCGAGCCCCGCUGCAGCUCGUGCGACGAAGGCAACGCCGCCAGCUCCCGCUGCCUCGAUUGCCAGGAGCACCUGUGCGACAACUGCGUGCGCGCCCACCAGCGCGUUCGCCUCACGAAGGACCACUUUAUCGAGCGCUUUGGCCCAGGGCCGCCCGCGACGGCGGGAACCGGCCCCGCCUCGGCAGCCUCCCAGCUCGCUCUCAACCCACCCUAUUCCGCCUCGCCUUACAACAUCCUAUCUGUCUUCCCGGACCGAGUCAACUAUUGCCAGCACCACGACGACGAGGUGCUGCAUUUCUACUGUGAUGCUUGUUCUGUUCCCAUUUGUCGGGAAUGCACCAUGGGACGCCAUGUCGGCCAUAGCUUUAUCUACCUCCAAGAAGCUUUGCAGGACUCCAGAACUCUUACUAUUCAGCUGCUAGCAGAUGCACAACAGGGCCGCCAAGCUAUUCAGCUGAGUAUUGAGCAAGCGCAAGCUGUAGCAGAACAAGUUGAGAUGAAGGCAAAAAUGGUACAAUCUGAAGUGAAGGCUGUGACUUCCAGACACAAAAAGGCUUUAGAAGAAAGAGAAUGUGAGCUGCUGUGGAAGGUGGAAAAAAUCCGCCAAGUGAAAGCCAAAUCCCUCUACUUGCAAGUUGAAAAAUUACGUCAAAAUCUUAAUAAGCUAGAUAACACCAUCAGCGCAGUCCAGCAAGUCUUGGAAGAGGGACGGAACAUGGAUAUCCUCUUGGCACGGGAUCGGAUGCUUGCACAGAUGCAGGAAAUGAAGAAUGUAAGAGGCUUCCUGCAGCCUCAAGAGGAUGACAGGGUCAUGUUUACUCCUCCUGAUCAAGCACUGUAUUUGGCCAUCAAGUCUAUGGGGUUUGUCAGCAGUGGGGCCUUUGCUCCUCUGACCAAAGCCACUGGGGAGGGUCUCAAACGUGCAUUGCAAGGUAAAGUAGCUUCUUUCUCAGUGAUAGGUUAUGAUCAUGAUGGUGAGCCUCGCCUUUCUGGGGGAGACAUGAUUUCAGCUGUUGUAAUGGGGCCAGAUGGAAAUCUCUUUGGUGCUGAUAUUUGUGACCAGCAGAAUGGAACUUACCUUGUAAAUUACAGGCCACAGAUGGAAGGGGAACAUCUGAUCUCAGUCAUGAUGUGCAACCAGCAUAUAGAAAGCAGCCCAUUUAAAGUCAUGGUCAAAUCAGGACGUAGUUAUGUUGGCAUUGGAUUGCCAGGGCUCUGUUUUGCUAGUGAGGGGGAUAGUGAUGGAAAGCUGUGCCGCCCCUGGGGUGUUAGUGUAGAUAAGGAAGGCUAUAUCAUUGUUGCUGAUCGUAGCAACAACCGCAUUCAGAUCUUUAAACCUUGUGGGGCUUUUCACCACAAGUUUGGCACCUUGGGCGCCAGACCUGGCCAGUUUGAUAGGCCUGCUGGUGUUGCCUGUGACUCCUCACGGAGGAUUGUUGUGGCAGACAAGGACAAUCAUCGCAUCCAGAUCUUCACUUUUGAUGGCCAGUUCAUUCUCAAGUUUGGGGAGAAGGGAACCAAGAAUGGGCAGUUCAAUUAUCCAUGGGAUGUAGCAGUUAACUCUGAGGGAAAAAUCCUGGUGUCCGACACAAGGAAUCAUCGGGUUCAAUUGUUUGGACCUGACGGAGUGUUCCUGAAUAAAUAUGGUUUUGAAGGAGCACUCUGGAAGCACUUUGAUUCCCCACGAGGUGUGACAUUCAAUCACGAGGGCCAUCUUGUCGUGACUGAUUUCAACAAUCAUCGACUUCUAGUCAUUCGCCCUGACUGUCAGUCAGCCCGUUUCCUUGGGUCUGAAGGCACAAAUAAUGGCCAGUUUUUGCGCCCACAAGGUGUGGCUGUGGAUCAGGAAGGUCGUAUUAUUGUCGCAGAUUCUAGGAACCACCGUGUACAGAUUUUUGAGCCAAAUGGUAGCUUUUUAUGCAAAUUUGGCACUCAGGGAAGUGGCUUUGGUCAGAUGGACCGUCCUUCAGGUAUUACAGUCACCCCAGAUGGUAUGAUAGUUGUGGUGGACUUUGGAAACAAUCGAAUCCUCAUAUUCUAAUCUGUGUAUAUGUGUACUAAGAAGAAACUGUCUCAGGGAAAAUCCUUCUAAGAGAUCUUGCCCCACAUAAACACACAAAUAUUCCAAUGAUAGUUCAAACCUACCUCAUCUUUAAUUUUUUUAUAGAUGAAUGUAUUUUCCCUUUAUAUCUGCAGGGGUUGAACCUGUGAUUAUAUGAACUCUUAAUCUACCUCAUUAUCUUUAUGUUCCUUUAUACCCACAGUAUACACAGUGCAGUAUAAAAUUAAGUCUCUUUUUCCCUAAAUGGGACACUCAUGCACAAGCUUAUUUAUGUGCACAUUAGCUGGUUGUGUGAUAAAUUUUGUAGAUUCUGCCAAAGAGGCACACUCAUCUUGAAAAAGAAGAAAAAAUCAGUAGUUUUAGAUUUUUAAUUGUUUUAUAUUCAGAUUGUACUGUGUUUUUCUUAUUGGAGAAGGUGAAGGGAGCUGUAUUUUUAGAUGCUGCUGCAGCAGAGAAAUCGUUUCUUUGUUCUCUUUUUUUAUACCUCAGUGCAUUUGACAUACUGUUCCACAUAGCAUCUUAUUUCAGAAGGCCUUUUCUUUUGAAAUGGGAUGGAAAUCACCAGGCAAAAAAAAAAGGCUAGGUUCUUUGUCACUGGUACUUUUCUGCAUGUGUAUUUUGAAAAAUGCAGUAAUUUCACGACACCAAAACAAUGUUUGAGAAUGCACAAAAUGUUGUGAUGUGUUCAACCUUAUUUUGGUAGUUUGGACUUUGGCCCAAAGGGCCGCAGGGCAAAACCACCCAUACAUAAUAGCCCUGGAGCUCCUGGAAACAACUUUUUUUAUCUGCUAGGCAAAGUUGCUCUCUACACUUGGAAACUUCAGAAGUUACCUCUGUUGUUGACGAAGGAGCUGCUAAAUGGGUGAGAAUGUGUCUCCCCUAAUAGCUUUUGACUUCAAAAGGAUAUUUUUGGAAUGUAGCUUUGAUAUAGUUGGAUGUUCAAGGCAAAUGAGGAUUUCCUCUUAGGCUAGUGUUUUUUCUCAUAACCUUUCUUCCAGUUCUUUUUUUUUUAAGUUACUUCCCUUAUGUAUUCUGUAUCUGUCUAUAUAUGUGUAACAAAUACGUGGCAAUAGCCAUUACAAUGAGUCAUGUUUAGGCAUGAUAUGAUAUUUCUGUUUUGAAAGUUUGUGUUGAAGAAAUUAGCUUUUUGUAGUUGUAGCAUUAUCAAGACAUGUGAUUUUUCAGGUAUAUAUAUCACAAGAAGUUCAAAUUUGGAAUUUCAGGGUGCAUAUCAGAAGUUAACAGUAAGGAAAGAAAGUAGAUAAUAGUAUGUAAUCUGAGUGGACGGUUUUCUGCCUUCUUCAAACAAGCCCCCCCCCCCCCCCUAUUAAAUGGAACAUCUACAUGGGAAAUUCAUCCUGACAGGAUAACCAUGUAGCUCCCUCUUUGGGAUAAAGACUGUGGAAAGUGAACCACCCUAAAUCCUACCUCAUUUGCUCCAGCGCCAAAGAAUGCCAUGUAAAAUGGGGGUGCAUUUCUAAAACCAAAACUAGUAAAUACCUUGAAUUCAAUCAGCCACAUUUAGCACUGAAAAUACUGAGAAUAUUUAUACUUCUCCAAGAAGCUGUAACUCAAGUUUUAUAUCAAAUUAUAGGAAUGUAAUUCCUUCCCUGCUUUGUCAUUAACCCCUAUAUACUCUGAAUAUUUGAGCAAAUGUGUGUUGAGUUACUAUGGUGCUUAGUCUCUGUGCUAAGGCUAUCCUUGGAGUCAUGUCUGUCAGGUAGUCUGAUGUCUUUUAUUUACGAUCCUGCUUGGAGAUUCAAAAUAUUGAUAGAGCAAUCAGCAAUCUGAGAGUUUUCAAAUAGAUUACUUCUUUUUUUAGAACUGAGUAAUCAGAAGGGGAUAAUAUGAACAUUUCAUGUAGUGACUGAAAUGAUCUUUAAUGAAAAAUAAUACUUCCUACCCAACCAUAUAUUCAUUACUGGCAGAUCUAUCCUUGAAUGUUUUGACCAGAAGAAGAUGUUAUGACUGCACUUUUUGCAUUUCCAAAGGCAUUACUUUCUAGAUGUGAUGAAAUUGAAUUCAUUCUUUAACUGGAUGGCUACAUUUAUAAAAGGAAUAGUUAAUUACUAUAUCCUUCUCCCAGAGAUUCAGGGUGUUCACAACUUACAUUUUUACAAUCCUUCACUGAACCAUCGUAGCAUUUCUAAUGUCUUAUGCUAUAUAAAUCAGUUGGGCAGACCAAAUGGUCUCCUUUUAGUCACCACCAGUAUCUCUGAGUUCAAGGAUUCAAAUUAGGCUUGGGGUAGAGUUGAUAAAAUAUAAGCUACUUUCAAUAUUUUAUGCUGCUGCAACUGAUAUAAAGCUAAGUUGCAAAGGAGCUUCACUGCUAAGGGAUAAAAGACUGGGCUAUCUGAAACUAAGGAUUGCCUUCGUAACCAUGGGCAAACCAAUAUACCAGUAGCAUACGAUGGAGGUAGUAUUAAUUCUUUAAGAUAACAUAUCAUGAUGCUUGAAAAUAUUCUUCUCUUAGACACCAAAUAUACUAUUUCAAAGGGAGGGGGGUUCUAUUGCCCCUGCCUUUAAUAAUUAAUAAAGGCAGGAUAUAAAAUAUAUAAGUCUUGUCCCAUAUAAGUCACAUUAGGCUUGUCAGAAAUUGUUAUUGGAGUUGACAAAGAACAUUGAGCAUUGUCACUGGAAAUUUAAGUUUAUCUAUCCUGAUGCCAAAUUUAAUGUAAGACCAGUGCAUAAUCUAUGAAGGCAUUUCAGAUUUUAGUUUGUACUUUAAACUCUAAUGUUAGUUUCUCAAAUGGCUACCAAAGAUAACUGGUUAAAAGCUUUAUUGUUAACAGAAUUCUUGAUGUUCUUCUAAUAGAAGCUGUUAUUUUCAUUGAUUCCAACUUUGUUUUCUGCUAGGCUUAUUGUAAACUAAGCUAUUUCUAGAAGUUUUUGUCCAGUAACUUCUGUGCCAUCCAUUCUUUCUAACCUCAUAAAACUGAUAAUUAAGGUAGUUCUACUUUUGAAAGACAUAUAUCUGCACACUUACAUGCCUACAUUUAAGGGGCUAUACAAGAUUGCAAAGACAGGAACCCUAUCAGGGGAAGAAGGUAUGUGUUGUGUAUUUGUUCAUCCACAAAUACUUUAUUUUAUGCUAUUGCAGAUGUAUAUCUGCUAUUUUGGCACAAAGUAAACAAUUUAGAAAAAUAGUGUCUUCAUACUAUUUUCCUCCUUGUGUAUUAUUAAGUUUUUAAUUUUUUAUAUGCUGCUGCUUGGCUGCCAGAUUUACUUUUAUCCAGUUACUGCAAUAGAUAAUGCCAAGUACACAUAAUCUCACUUUAAGGUUUAAUGGAAACUUCUCACGGGAGUAUUUAUAAUACAAUGAAUUAAAUAGUAUAAUAGAAAAAAUAUUGUCAAUUUAAAAUGCCCUCUAGGGGUCUGGUUUUAUUUGGAAUGGACUUACUGGGCUCCUGAGCAGAAAUUGAAUACAGAUUAACACUAGGUGAGCAAAGGUUUGAAAACAGCUUGUAAAUGUGUUUAUUCUUUAGCUCUUGGCUACUAAACCAAUACAUCUCAUUUACAAAAUAUUUGUUAUUUAUAAAGUUUAACCUAUAUUUGGGGACUGGUUGUGCUUUAAAUAUUUGAAUUUGGCUAAUCAAUAAGCUGUUAGGUUAUUUACUUUUCUAAUUAUUUUCUUUUCUUGAAAACUCAAUAAGGAAGCUAAGAAGUGCUGCUAAAUAGCAGGUACUUCAACAGUA